Penicillium lagena is the source of this 3975-nucleotide messenger RNA. RefSeq names its product GAS2 domain protein. NCBI's taxonomy places the organism in Eukaryota, Fungi, Ascomycota, Eurotiomycetes, Eurotiales, Aspergillaceae. The transcript has a single exon. Gene Ontology annotation, molecular function: microtubule binding. The coding region runs from base 1 to 3975 and encodes 1324 amino acids. The record is from RefSeq and is a predicted model, not a curated record.
AUGGCAGCCAGUGGAAUGCCCGGUCUUCCUCCAGCCAUCCGCCUCUCGCCCACCCAUUCUCGAACAAACUCGCGUUCUACCUCCCCCGACAGAAAUCCGGCUGUGCUCUACCAGAAAAUCGACCCCCUCUUGAGUAACCUCUCCCCCGAAUCCACCCUCCACGCCCUCACCUCCACGGAAGCCGUGCCGUCGAACGAGAAACGCGCCCAUGAUAUCCUGUCACAAAGUAUCUCGCAGGUGUCCCCGGCGGAACGGGCCCUCGGGAUACGCGCCGCGGUAGCCGCCCAGAACUUGAGUCUCUGGCUCAACGAGGUACAGUCGUGGGGAUGGCCGACUCCGAACGAGGCAAAGGCGGGAAAGGGCUUCGUUCCUCCUCCCUCCGCCGAGCCAUCUCUAGGUCCUGGGUGCGCGAAGUCCUCUUCUUCAUCCCUUGUUAGCAGCACCGAGGACGAGUAUUAUGGGAGUUUGCCGGCGGAGGUGGUGGAGGAAUAUGAAACGCGAAUUGAAGAAAUUCGCGAUGGUAUGGACGAUCUCAACGUGGAGGAAUUGAAGGAGCAUGUGCUCAGUGCCCACAUUCCAGCCCGGUCGAGACCCUCUUCCAACAACAGCACCGUGUCUAUACCUCCACCGCUUAGCUAUGUCCAGCUGAGUGAUUUCACCGCCGUCAUUACAACCACCAUCCUGCGCGCUCUGCCGUUCUUGUCCAAGUUGAAUAGCCUCCUGUCAACAUGGGAUGUCCGCCUGCUGGUCUUGCGUCAGAUCCCUGGUCUUCUAAGGGAGCUGAACUUAACCCGGACCGCUUUAGAUUCCUCGCUAAAGGAGUUACGGACCGCUGAUCUGUCUGAUACCAACCAUUCUCCCUUUUCGAGCUCAUAUCUGCAGUCUCAACAUGCCAAGCUCGAGUCGACCGUUGUCACUGUCGGCAGACGCAUGGAUCGCGUUUUGGAUGCGUUGGAAGGACGUCAGGAUUCAUUGCCGGAGCGUUGGAUCGACGAUCUGGAAGGCAUCGAGUCUGACUUUGCUGCGUGGGUGGUAGAGGCGGAAAGAUAUAAGAUUCGCGCUGAAUGGUUGCAGAACCAGCGUGCGGUGGAUGAAACCCCUGAACUGUCUGAGCUUGAGCCCGAAGAACAGGAAAAUAGUGUUCAUGAAAUGGAGCCUAUUAAGGAGGAGCCUGCCGAGGAGGAGACCAUUGAGAACGCGUCUAUUGAAAAUGAUCCCAUUGAGGAAGAGCCCCAACGGGAUUCUGAAUUGUCUUCCGAGGACACUGCCCAGCAACCGGUUGAGCAACCAUUCGCUCAAGCAGAGCAGGAAUCAAUCCUUUCUCAUUCUGAUGCUCCGGAUUCCCAGACAAUGGAGAUCCAAUCACCUUCUGAUAGCCCACCAGCUGCGGAGGUACCUGGCAUCAUCGUGGACAAUGACGACACUCCCGAGGAACAUCCUUCUAUUGCAGCUGCAGAGGACUUGCGUACUCCAACACAAAUGGAGUUUCUCCCAGAACGCCCUACGAAUGCUGGAGAACAACAAACCCCAACUCCUUCAAUAACCCAGCGACCUAUUCCCGCCCAGGAAAACAAGGAAAAUAUCCCUCCGCUCAAUUUCAAAGAAAAAGAACCAGCGACACCACCCUUCGAACAGUCACCUGCAGUGAAACCGGUUGCUCGAUCCGAGCACAAAGAACUGAUCGAGGAUCCCUUCAUUCAUUCACACGCCUCUGGGUGUGAAGUCAGCCAUGAGGAAGGAUUGUCCGCUGAUAAACCUGCUGAUGAUCAAGAGGACUUGGGAUCCAGCAGCGAAGCGAAAGAUUCAAUUGAGAUUGAUGCCCACCAAGAGACGAUCACCGAAAUGAAGGCCCCCAGGACCCCGCUUUCAUUGAACCGUUCAUUGCCUAGAGAAGCCGAGACGGUGACGACUCCCAAACUUCCGGAACAUUCUUUCAUUCGAGAUUCCCAAGUACAGCAAUUGUCAGAUACACCCAAGGUCCCUAGCACUCCGACUUUGGCAGACAUCCAUGAGCCAGUGCCUUCCCCGACGAGAAUACCAAUUCGGCAGGGCGUGCCUACGAAUCCGGAUAACUCUGGAUCCAAGCCUCAAAGCGUGAAACCAAAGCCACCGACUGAACAAAGUCCAGCAGCACGACCAAAAUCUCGCAUGCCGUUACAAAGCCCCAUCAAGCUAUCCAAAGCGAGACGGCCAGGGAAGCUGGAUCGUGAUAAGAACACGCCUAACCCACGUCGGCGUCGGACUUCGUCAGGCUCUGUGGAUUCUCUGCUUUCCGAUACCUCGUCACUUAUAUCCAGUGUCGAUCCUCCAGAACCUCGUACUGGCUCGUCGAACGAAACGCCACUUCUUCGGAAAUCGACAAAUCCGAAGCAUGAUAACCCUGGUGCUCUGCCACCGUACAGUGGUCAUACAUUGCGAGAGGACCGCCUCCGCCGUUUGGAUAGUCCCAAAGGCUCAUCUCUUCGGGCGGCAUUCCAACAAAGCCGGACCGUCAGCUUGCCCAUGGAGCGAUUUAUCAACGAAAGGAUGGAUAUAAGGAUGGGAGACGUGCCGGACACGCCACUGCCUGACGACAGCUCUUCAACGCCAAUACAACAGGUGCCUUGUACCGCUCCUCGUCGUCCGACACUCACUCGAGGGAAGUCUGCGUCUGAAUUGACUACACAACUUCAAAGAUCCAGAUUCGCCGAUCAUCCCAGGAAUUUAUUCUCGAAAGAUUUAUUCCAUCGUGCCCUCAACACUCAGAGUCAUCACAAAUCCCAUCUGCCCCUACGCAAGCGACUGACAGCUCAUCCAAGUUUGGAAAGCCUCGGAAUAAAGCGACAAGAGCUUGCAUUUGUAGAGGAAGAUGAAGCGGAGUUGCCGUCCGUGGAAAUUCGUGCUUCAACGCCAAUCAGACAAUUCAGGAAGCCAAGAGAUCGACUGGAUCGGAAGGUCAGCUCUAUCUUGAACACUCUUCCCGGCCGGAUUCAUCUCGUGGAUCCUAACAACGAACCGGAUACAUCUUCAUCUUCGUCUUCCUUGGACAGACGUUUGCGAGGGAGGUUCCGCUCCGAGUCACCUACCGGUUUGGCAUCCCGAAGUAUCACCCCCGCUCCGUCUCUGACUCUGAUGCCCGCUGGUCGUCGGCGGCAAUCUUCCCACAAGUCGGAAGAUAGCUACGUCAAGCUGUAUCACCUCCACCACGGUGGUCAGACCGCACCAACUAAACUGUUUGUGCGAACCGUCGGAGAGGAAGGCCAGCGUGUCAUGGUCCGGGUCGGCGGCGGAUGGGCCGAUCUGGGCGAAUACCUCCGUGAAUACAUCAUCCAUCAUGGCCGUCGGAAAGUAUCAGAAACUACUCCUCGUGUUGAGGUUCAAGGACUGGCAUCUCGUGAAUCACCAGCCUAUUCGCCGUCACCGGGCAUUUUGCUCUCUUCCACCACACCCACUUCAUCCUACCUCUCUUCUGGCCGAGCAACUCCUUCCCGCCCACCCUCAGUGCUCAGCGCCCGCCCACCUUCUUCCCUUACAGUCCGCAAAACAAGACGCGGGUCCAAUGCAUCUGAUGCCGUGGCCCCUAGGGCUGUCACCACAGGAAAUUUGAACUCCCUCGCCACGCCACAAACAGCGUCCUCCGGUCGUCGGCGUCUCUCCGUCUCAUCCAAUUACUCCAAUGACACCGUGGCUGCGUCGAUGUCCACUCCAUUAGGACUGGCUGGACCCAAACCCCGCUCGCGGCAACUGUCCAUGAGCCCGGAGGGUGAAGCCUGGAUCCAGGAUGUGCUCCAGCAGACUCGGCGUUCAGGAUCGUCCAAUCCACCACCUUUCCCGUUGAACAGUGCCCCAGACUAUGCUGAACCGCCCGAAUCUGUGGAUGGCAGCCUCCCCGAUCUCUCUAUGCCCAAGAAGGGCCGCCGCAGCGUCAGUGAUAUUGGAACCACGGGUUCUAGCAGACGGGUCGCCCUUCGAGGACUCGGGAGUCGCAGGUCAUAA